UUUUAUAGACAUCUGUUCGGUAUUCAAGCAUAGGCUCAACAACAGUAUUCGUUUGAAGUUUAAUUUAGAUGGUCUUUUCUGAACCCUUGGAAAAACAAUUCCGUGUUUGGGUUGAAAUUCAGGUUUACAAAUUCAUUCUGCUUGUUACCAUCCAUUUUGUGUAUCUGGUCUUAAAUUUCCUUCAACAUUUUCAUUCCAUUAAAUCUUUUGGAACGAAAAGCAUCAGUAUCAGAUAGUAGGUAAUACAAAACCUUUAGGGAAGAAAUCAUCCCUGCUACUAGAGAUGCCAUUACAUGCAUUAGUCCUGGGACUGGCCUAGUUGGCAGCAUAAUAUCAAACCCAUGCUGUUUCUUCCAGACAAGGAAGAAGAUUCAAUUGCUUGAAGCAUCUCGUAUACAACAGACGCACAGCUUCUCUCCCUCAGACCCUGCCCAAGCAUCACCAUUAUUGAUGUCAGGGACAACGAGCAAAUAGCUGGGUGGCUGCACCAUGCCAGUGAGACCUUCACUGAUAAGAUCUCUGAUCUGAUUCAAAAUGUCCAAGGAAAAGAUACCCUUGUUUCCCAUUGCACUCAGAGCCAGGUUUUACUCUCGCUUUUGCUUCUACUGGGUUUCAAUAUUUUUUUUUAUCUUUGCUUAAUUUGAUUAUGUCCAAUUCUUCAUUCUAUUACUACUUAGAAUCCCAUGAGGGAGGAAAGAUAUAAUCUCUAUAAUUAAGAGAUAAAAAGAGUGAGUAAUUUUUUAGUUUUAGAUCGGCAGAAUGAAAUUUUGUCCAAAAAAUAAGUAUUAGAGGUGCUCAAACAUGAUACAACAGGAAGCCUCUAGUGAUGAAUGGAAAACCUAAGCACCCAAACUAACUUUAGAGAGGAAUUCAUGAUAGGGCAUUAAAGGGUUAGCAGAAUGUAAUGUUCAACGUCAAAAUUGCUAGUUUAGUGACAAUUGAGUUGGUUCUGAUGAUAUAAAAUGCUUGCUCUUUGUACUGAGCAUUUUUUUUUUUCCAGUCAUAAGGAGAUCUCUUUUCAACCCCUUUCUUGCUCAGCGAUGAAUCCGUGGCCUGACUUGUGCAAGGAGGUUUACCAGUUAUCUAGAGAUGAAGGAAACACUGGAUAGAAAGUGUUUUGGUGUUGGAGUGCGGCUUCAGUGGCUGGGAGGCUUCCGGUAGACCUGUUUAUCACCGCAAUGUUCCUUGUAAGGGCGAGAUUACACAAUGAUCAAGUGAAAAUUCUUCUUGGAUGAAUGGGAAAUGUAUUUGCCAUGUUACUAACAACCAUAUAUCCAAAAUCAUAAUAUUUGCUUGGGAUAGAAGAUGUAUAUUGUCACUUAUCUUAAUACUUUUCGAUACAUACACCUACCUUGAUUUGUUAAAUG
Rubroshorea leprosula is the source of this 1367-nucleotide messenger RNA. The record is from the annotation of a GenBank genome assembly. Lineage: Eukaryota; Viridiplantae; Streptophyta; Magnoliopsida; Malvales; Dipterocarpaceae.